AAUUAACCUAUCAUUUCAACUGUUUCAUUUAUUAGUUUCAUUCGAAAACGCGGAUUUAUCAAUCAAUAAUGUCUUUCUAUAUUUUCAUUAUAAUGUAUCUAGCCAGUUUUUCAAACGCAAUUAUUUUCAAAUAUUUACCUUUAAAUGAGAUCGGCGAAUUGACUGAUACAUGUAGGACGGAUUUAGAAAAGUUGUUUAAUAAUAAUAAAAAUAAAGAAGAAGGUAUGGACUGUAAAAAAUUUAUAAAACUAUUGAGUGUUUUUAAAAUGGCACACCUUUUGGACGAAGCAUUCAUCAGAGGAUUAUUCAAAGAAGAAGUUAUAGAGAAAAAUGGACUUAUGACAUUGGAACAAUUUUUAAAUCAAGCGAAGUUAGUUGUCAAAAUAACUGAAUGGCGAAUAAAUAAUAGUUAUGAAAAAAUGCUCAACUUAGAUAAAAGGAUGAUCAAAAAUGAAUUAACAAAGUCUAUUGAAAAAUUUAAAACCAGAAUCACGCAAGACGAAGCUAAUGAAAUAAUGACUCGUUUUGAUGAUAUAAACGCACAAGAUAUAGGCAUGCAAGCAUUCAGAAACAUAUAUGCGAAUUUAUAUUACGUAAUACUUGGUCAUUCAAAAGAACAUAUACAUAAUAAAUUGGAACUUGUGAUUCAUUUUAUUUAAAAUUUAAAAAAAAUUAUUUUAAAAUAAUUUUUGUCUUUUUUUCUCUAUGGUUAAAUUAAUUAAUUUGUAUAUAUAAAUCAUUGUUAAAGCUGUACUGGUAAUAAAUUGACUUAGUUUAUGAGAUAUUAG
Messenger RNA from Daktulosphaira vitifoliae (grape phylloxera), 788 nucleotides. RefSeq lists its product as uncharacterized. The transcript is spliced from 4 exons. The coding region runs from base 69 to 659 and encodes 196 amino acids. The record is from RefSeq and is a predicted model, not a curated record. NCBI's taxonomy places the organism in Eukaryota, Metazoa, Arthropoda, Insecta, Hemiptera, Phylloxeridae.